Kwoniella shivajii is the source of this 3027-nucleotide messenger RNA. RefSeq lists its product as uncharacterized. The record is from RefSeq and is a predicted model, not a curated record. Gene Ontology annotation, biological process: reciprocal meiotic recombination; double-strand break repair via homologous recombination. Gene Ontology annotation, molecular function: ATP-dependent chromatin remodeler activity; DNA translocase activity; ATP binding. The coding region runs from base 1 to 3027 and encodes 1008 amino acids. NCBI's taxonomy places the organism in Eukaryota, Fungi, Basidiomycota, Tremellomycetes, Tremellales, Cryptococcaceae. Gene Ontology annotation, cellular component: nucleus. The transcript is spliced from 25 exons.
AUGUUAACACCCGGACCCACAGAGACAUGGGACGGCGAUGCGUUUAUCAAAGUGGAGGGGAACAAGAUUACCAUGAUCGAUGAGGAAGGAGCUUACAAGGGCGUGACGGGAAAGGGGGAGCGCAUACUCGGCCCAGAUCAGGAAUUGAGAAUUGGAGGGCUAGAAGCAUUGAUUGAUCGUGAAGUGAGCGAGCAAGAGUUCAAAGCAGGAACAACGAUUCUUAAUCGACCCAGAGCUUCCUCAAGUACAGCUGGUCCUACAUCAUAUCGCGCUGCAACAUUCGCUAAACCUUUCAAAGCUCCUACGCAGACCCAUGCUCCCAGACCCGUGGCAGGUUACAUACCUGGAAGAACGGCUUCGGGCGGCUCUACUCCCGCGCCAGAGGGAAUUCCUCUUUCAUUUAAACCGGAAACACCUAUUUCCAGGCCUAUCCCAGCAAAAUCAUUCUAUGGACCAUCAUCUACUAUAAAGAAGACUGAACCCAAAGAAAAGAUUGUAAUCGGAGAAAAGAGCAGGAAGGAAAGAUUAGAAUGGGGAGGAGCGCUAUUCAAUCCUAAUGCUGACGGAGCCGUGGUCAUGCCAAGACCACCAGACAAGCUAAUGGCAGCAGUAAGGAAGAAGAAUCCGGAUAUAGAAGUGGUGGAUGUUGUCAUCGAUCCGAUAAUAGGGUCGCUCUUGAGGAAACAUCAAAAAGAAGGUGUUCAGUUCAUGUAUUCCUGCGUUAUGGGAUACACGGCAGCAGAAGCAGAGGGAUGCAUCCUUGCUGACGAUAUGGGUCUUGGAAAGACCCUUCAGAGUAUAGCACUCAUCCAUACUCUAUUGUACCAAUCACCUUUCUACAGGCAAAAGAGUGUAAUCGAAAAGGUUUUGGUCGUUUGUCCAGUGACUCUGGUGCAGAACUGGAGAAAGGAAUUUAGAAAAUGGACUUCAUCCAAAACCGAUAAACGUAUCAAUGUGAUGGUAGCCGAUGGUACCAAUUACCAGAUCUCCAAUUUUGUGUCCAAUAAAAAUAUGCAGGUUUUGAUCAUCGGUUAUGAAAGACUUCGAAAGGAGAUUCGUCAUUUAGCGGCUUGUCAGCCCAAAAUCGGGCUCGUCAUCUGUGACGAGGGACAACGACUCAAGUCCAAGGACAACAAGACUACAAAGAUGUUCGACCUUCUUAGUACCAACCGCCGAAUUAUCCUUUCUGGUACUCCCAUACAAAAUGAGUUAUCUGAGUAUUGGUCGAUGGUGGAUUUCACUUGUCCGGGUCUAUUGGGUUCUUACAAAGCAUUCAAUAAGAAUUAUGAGAAACCCAUUACAGCCGGUCGAGCUAUCGGUGCUAACCCCAAAGUCGUAGAAUUGGGCUUGGAGCGAUCAGAAGAGCUCACCAAGCUUUCGAAAGAAUUUGUGCUGCGUCGAGAUACUGGUGUCAUGGAGAAUUUCCUGCCUCCCAAGCAUGAAUACGUUCUUUUUAUUGCUCCCUCGUUGCUUCAGCUAUCGGUCUUGGCGAGACUACUAAAUCCUUCUAUCGUUGGGGGUCUCCUUCGUGGAUUUGGCGCUCAAUCACUAGCGAUGAUUGAUAUGAUGAGGAAGAUAUCAAAUUCUCCAAUGCUAUUGAGAAAAAAGGAUGAUGAUGGUAUAGCCGCCGAUGCAAUAGGGACUGCUCUCAGCGAAGCCAAAUCUGCGAUUCCUCUUGAUGUCAAUAUCAACGACGUCAAUACGAGUGGCAAGAUGCUCUUUCUCGACAAAAUGCUCCAUUCUAUAUAUCAAGACACUACCGAGAAAGUCGUCGUAGUGUCAAACUGGACCUCAACACUGAGUCUCAUUCAAGAUAUGUGCAAGAUCAAGAAAUACCCUUUCCUUCGACUGGACGGAAGUACACCGCAGAAGCAAAGACAAGAUUUGGUAGACUCGUUCAACAGAGAUACUAAAAGGCACGAUAGCUUCGUUUUCCUCCUUAGUGCCAAAGCUGGUGGAGUAGGACUAAACUUGAUCGGUGCAUCGCGAUUGUUCCUUUUCGACAGUGAUUGGAACCCGUCAACCGAUCUACAAGCCAUGGCGCGAAUUCAUCGUGAUGGUCAAAAGCGACCUGUCUCCAUAUAUCGUCUUUUGACUACCAACGCGAUUGAUGAGAAGAUCUACCAACGACAAAUCACCAAAAUGGGUCUGUCAGACCAAAUGAUGGAUCAUGGUGAUACAGUCCGGGAGAGCAAAGAUUCGUUCUCCCAAGACGAGUUGAAGGACAUUUUCACUCUCAACCUCAAGACUGAUGGUUGUGGAACGCACGAUUUACUGAGUUGCGAUUGCAAUAACAUCAAUAAGGCUAUUGAAACUGGUAGUGAGGAGACUAGUACUGUAGCUGGUGAUGAGGAUAAUGGGGAAGAGGAAACAACUGGAUUUGUGAACGCUGCUGAUUAUGACCCUAAGCCAACGGCAAAAAUGGUGCGUAAAGCUGCACAGGAACAGCAACAGAAACUUCAAGCACUGAAAAAGUGGAACCAUUAUGAUGCGUAUGACCAUAACUCGUUCACAAAUGUUAAGGAUACUCUCCUCUAUAAUAUGCUCUACGGCGUCUGGGAUAUAAAUGAGGACGCUUUACCUGGUUCUGCCUUGAUCGAUGGCGAUGACCUUGGGGACAAACGUGACCUAAAAAGGAAGAAGAGAAAAGUUACCAGGAGCAAGAAUGGUAUAGAUGGCGACGACGAGAAUGAAAAUGAUGUUCCUGAUAAAAUACUUGACUCGGCUUCUGAAGACGAAGAGGGAAAUGAAGUUGGCAAUAAGUCUGCUGGACCAGGAUCAGGCUCUGACGAAAGCGAAGAUGACUCCAUCAUAGUCCCGACCAAACGGAAAUCAACAAUGAAAGACAAAUCUAAAAAGAACACUCGAUCAGCUAGGGAUCCUUCUCAAGAAUAUGAUGAUAUCUUAGGAUCAAACAAAGUAAAGAGACAUAACCUCAAAGAAAUAGCUGAAAAAGGUGAUACCGGAAGAGUCAUGUAUAUAUUCGAAAAGAUAUCAAAAGCCAAAUUGGGAGAAAUCAAGGCGUAA